ACCACUCAGAAGGGGAAGAGCUGCACUUAUUACAGGAAAUUAUCCGAAGUCCUGGGCGACACGAUGACCAGCCCCAUCUGGUACCUGGGCAUGUUCGGGCAUGUUCGGGUUCACCUCGUGCGUCAGGUUCAGGGACCGCAACGGUCUGUGCUUCAAAGUCUUCUCAAACUUGUCCCCACGUCGACUGGGGGCAAACUGAACACAGUCCAGAAGCUAAGCCUGAACUUUUCCAUCACUCUUAAAGACGUUAGGAGGGAGGCCCCGGAUUGGUUGGUCGAGGAAAAGAAAUUCCACUUCGAUGGCAACAAUCAAGUGAUUGAAGAUUGGGCGCAGAGUUUCCUUCUUGUGAAUCUCAAAGACAAAGACCUGACAUCGCGAGGCUUCAGGAAAGUCUAUUAUAAACUGCUGAUGAAUUUGACGCAUCUUUGA
This is a messenger RNA of Lymnaea stagnalis (great pond snail), 429 nucleotides long. The record is from the annotation of a GenBank genome assembly. NCBI's taxonomy places the organism in Eukaryota, Metazoa, Mollusca, Gastropoda, Lymnaeidae.